Molecule: messenger RNA, 606 nt
Organism: Penicillium lagena
Lineage: Eukaryota; Fungi; Ascomycota; Eurotiomycetes; Eurotiales; Aspergillaceae
Exons: 2
Coding region: 1-606 (201 amino acids)
Source: RefSeq, a predicted model, not a curated record
AUGGAGAAAGAACUGGAGAAGCAGUUGACGGAACAACAAAUCAAGUCACUCCUUGUUCGGGAGAGAUAUUACCGAGAUACGGCGCAGUGGGAAAACCUGCGGAAUUCCUACCACCCAGAUGUCUCAAAGACAGCAAUCAAGAUUACUUGGUUCGAGGGAGACGCGGAUGGAUUUGUUGCUGGGUCCCAAAAGAUGGCUGGCGGCGGCACCAAUGUCACGCACACUAUCUGUCCAGUGGUUGUCCAUGUGAAUGAUGAUAAGGCCGUGACCGAAUCUAUUGGUAGCAUCAACUCCCGCUUCAAUCUGGAAGGUCACGAUUAUGACUGCGCAUCUUACACACGAUUCAUUUCGCGGCUUCAGAAGGUCAAUGGAGAAUGGAAAUUGUUAACUCUGCAUGCUAUCUAUGAACGGGAUACCAUUACGCCGGCCGUUCCCAUGUCCUCGCCUCCGGCCAAGUUUGACCUGACGGGUUAUCGUCCAAGCUAUAACUGUAUUGGUUGGCUGCUGGCCCGUAAAGGAUUUCAGAUCAAUCAGGACUUGCCGGGAUCGGACCGUCCCGAACUGAUUGCACAGCUGAUGGAUGAGGCGUGGAAUUGGUUGAAAUAA